AUGGUAGUUACAUGUUCAGAAGUGGAGAGACUGCAGUUAUGGGACAGUUUAUACCUCUUGACUAGUAAUAUGACAUCUCUUUGGCUGGUUGGUGGAGAUUUUAAUGUUAUAAUGAAUGAAGAAGAAAAAAUAGGAGGUUUACCAGUUUUGCCACAAGAAUAUGAGGAUUUUGCUUUUUGUCUAAAUUCCUGUGAGUUGCAUGAGAUGCCUUUCAAAGGGAGUCCUUUUACCUGGUGGAAUGGUAGGGCUGCUAAUGACUUCUUAACUGAUGAUGUAUUUCUGUCAUUUAAGCUCAAGAUGAAGAAACUGAAAACUGCUUUAAGUACGUGGAGUAAGACUACUUUUGGUGACAUUUUUAAACAACUUGUUAUCAGAGAGAAAAUAGUUAAGAUUAAGGAGCAGCUGUUUGAGGCAAAUCCAUCUGAAGAAAAUAGAAUGGUCAUGCAGAGGGCACAAGUAGAACUUAAGUUGUAUCUUCAUUAUGAGGAGGAAUUCUGGAGGCAAAAAGCCAGGAUGGACUGUUUUUCUGAAGGUGAUAAGAAUACUAGAUACUUCCAUAGUCUGAAACAAUUUACUCAUGAAGAGGUUAGUGAAGAUUCUCCAAUUUUUAAUCAUAUUCAAGAUCUGAUCUGA
This is a messenger RNA of Lycium barbarum (goji berry), 633 nucleotides long. RefSeq lists its product as uncharacterized. Bases 1 to 633 code for a protein of 210 amino acids. The transcript is spliced from 3 exons. The record is from RefSeq and is a predicted model, not a curated record. Lineage: Eukaryota; Viridiplantae; Streptophyta; Magnoliopsida; Solanales; Solanaceae.